This is a messenger RNA of Rotaria sordida, 2835 nucleotides long. Lineage: Eukaryota; Metazoa; Rotifera; Eurotatoria; Philodinida; Philodinidae. The record is from the annotation of a GenBank genome assembly.
AUGGCUCCAAGAGAUGGCAUCAUAGACAGAACAUCAACUACACCUGAAACAUCUUCAUCAAGAGCACCAACAACAUCCAGAACAUCUUCAUCAACAACACCAACAACAUCUGGAACAUCAAAAAUUCAAUCAAUUCAUGUCAACGAUGUUGCAGCAAAUAAUACAUCUGAAUCUUUAAUAUCCGUCGUCAACACUUCAUCAUUACUUGAUAAAAUUUCGCAUUUGUCAAUGAACAGCGACAAAGCAACAUUAUGUAAUUCUUUCCAAAACAUUGCGAUUACAAGUACAGAUUCAAUUUCAUCAAAUGAACCAGAUGAAUCUCUUGUGUUUUUCGAAUCAAAUGCUGAUAUCCAAUCAUCUGAUGAUCCUGAACAUAAUCAAAUUCAACAUGCUACACCUGGAAAUAGUGAAAUAAAUCAACGAGAUAUGUUAGCCACGUAUCUAUUUCAAAUUGAAUUUCACCUAAAAUCUUGUCAGAAUUUAAUCAAAGAUUCUACUCGAAAUGAUAUUCCACAUAAAGAAUUUGUUGAAAAGACUCGAUCGUUUGUUUUUGAAUUAAAAACUAUUCUUGAUUCACUUGAUACAACUUGUCAUGAACAAAUUGAGAAAAUGAAUGCUCAGUUUUCUAAUGUUGAAUUUGUAUGUCGAAAAUCAGAUGAUGCUAUAUCAAGAGACCCUGCUUACUGGCCUACCAAUGGAAAAUUUACUGAAGAAGAGCUUCGAUAUCUAAUUCAUAAAGGUCCAAUGCAACCGGUAUUAAACGACUAUCCAAAAAACUUGUCGUUAGUUGCACAAAAAACAACGUGCAAAUUUGUUCCAAAAUGGUUCAAUGAAUAUCCGAUGUUGGAAUAUAGUGAAUCAAGUGAUAGAGCAUUUUGUUUUGCGUGUCGUUUGUUCCAUAAAGGUCCUGGUUCUGAAAAGGCUGAUCUUGCUUGGAUUAAAACAGGACUUCAAUCUUGGUCAAAAAUGAAAGGGAAAGGAAAAGGAAAAAAAGGAAAAUUGGAACAACAUUUCACAUCAUCUAGCCACAUGUCAUCGAUGUAUCGUUUAUCUGUUUUCAAAAACAAACAUUUAAAUGUCGAACAUUUAAUAGAUGCAAAUCAUAGACUUGCAAGUCAAAAAGAAGAAUCAAUCUUUCAAAUAAAUAAAAAAAUUAUUGAAACAUUCUUCGACUGUACAUUAUUUUUGGCUAAACAAGGUCUUGCAUUUCGUCGUGAUCCUCAAGAACAUGAUGCUCAAGGUCGUUGGUAUGAAACACUUUCACCAACACAAGUCUUGACUGGACAACAACAACAACAACAACCACAGGAACACGGUGAAGAGAAAAAGAAGAAAAAAAGCCGUGGGAAUAGAAGAGCACAACGUCUACGUCGACGACUUCGUCAACAAGGUAUAGAUCCAGAUACAAUUACACAAUUAGUUAAUCAAAGAAUAAAUUCUCAACAACAAGAACAACAUGAUGAAGCAAUACAAAAUGAUCAAAUUCCACAAUCGACGCAACGUAAAGAUAAAUAUGAUAAUAGUACAGUAAAAAAAUCAAUAAAACGUAAAAGAAAUGAAACAUCAGCGAAUACAAUUGAUAAAUCUUUAAGUCAAUUAUCUAUUUCUCAACCAUCACCAAAGAAACAAAAGAUGGCAAAUAAUGAAAUUGACCAAGUAACUACAAAUGGAACAUCAGAAACGCAACGUUCGAAAUCUAAAAAACAAAUUAACCGUAAUAAUGAUGCUUCUGAUAUACCUGAUUAUUUAAAAGUAUCAAAUCGUAUAUUUAAAAAAAUGUUAAUUAGUUCAUUAGAAGGUGCUAAGGAAAUUGUUAAAAUAUUAAAUUCAAAAGAUAAAAUUAAUUAUAUUCGUCAAUAUGCUCAUUUAAUACAUCGUUUAUUCUAUGUACAAUUACAAGAAAGUCAAUGGAAAUAUUAUUAUGAUAUUGGUAUACAAGAAAAUAUUUGGUCAGGACGUGUAUCAAAAAAAUGGGCUGCUAUGAAUAGUAUGAAUUAUACAUAUGGUCGAUCAAAAACAUUAAUUGUACAACGUCUAAAAGCUAUUGAACGACAACUUCAACAAGCAUCACAAGCAUUACAACAAUUUGGUAAUCAACCAUUACCACAAUGUCUAUCUGAAAUAAAUCCUCCAUUAGACUUUGAAAAAAUAUCAGCAAUGGUGACAGCUGUUGUACGUAAAGGUCAACAUAAAUUGAAACAACAAUUUGAACACAAUAAAAAAAUGUUAAAAUUAGACUCAACAGAUCAUCGUUUAGUACAACAAGUUUAUGGUUUAAAACCAAAUAAACAACAAAUUCGUUCAAUUCGUAAUAUAUGGAAAGCAAUUCAAAAUAAAAAACAAAUGGAAGAACAAAUUGAAAUAUUAAAACAUCGUAUCCAUUCCAAUUGUUUACCACCUGCAUUCAAUCUCCUCGAUUAUUCUCUUGAUAAAAUUGAUAAUAUACUUAGCCGAUCAAAACAAUCUGCUACCGAUGAUAAGGAUAAUCAGCAACAAACAAUAUUAGCUGCUCGCCGUUUAAAAAAAAUUGGUCGAUUUAAAUAUGAUAUGCUUGAAUUAAGUAUAGCAGCUGGUGAACAAAAAGUACGAUAUUAUGAUAAAAUAGCUAAAAAAGAAAAAAAGAAAUUAAUAUCUAUUACCAAUAAAUUAAAGAAAAAUAAUUUUGAUUCAGAUAUAUUUAAACAAUUAAUGGCAGCUAUUGAAGCACGUGAAAAACAUAUGAUCGAACGUGCUGAUUAUGUUACACAACAAAAAUUAAAAUCUUUUUUCGACGAAGCUCCGGUGUCACAAAACGAUACAAUGGACACCGAUGGCGUCGGAGCAAAUCACAAUUAA